ACAGCGUGUUACCUGAGCUCUCAUAUCUCCCACAUUGCGCUAAUGUUGACUCUGUCUGCACAUGAAAUGAUAUCUUUGUGAAAGACCCUGCCCAAGUUUUCAACUGUACAACUGCUCUGGUGUACUGUGACACCUCAAGCCUAAGAGAAGAAUGUUAACACAGUGUAUGACAAUCUCAACAUUCGUUCUGGCUCUGUUGUCAAGCUGAAGCUGAGAAUAGGUGAUAAUCGGAAGCGGCCCCUGACAUGUGAGCUGCUGAUAUUUAUCAAGGGAAUGUACAACAGCUCCCCAACUUACAAGUAAUUAAAUUGGGAGAGACCAGGCCAUUGACCGCACUCACCUGUGGAUACUUACCUUUCACCCAGGUGUUUCUGAAAACCUCACCCAUUUCCAACCCACCCUGUCCACAAGUCUGAAGGAGAAUGGAGAAAUCCGACAAGGACAGCCUUAAAUCCUUAGGACUAUUUGCAAUCCAGUCCCUGGAUUGUCUUAAUGACCAGAUCGUGCAGUACAUCUUCACUCCCAAGCAUGCCGAUCUCACCCUGGAUACAGAGCUCUCCCCCCAGGAGCAGGAGACCCUAAAGUCCUCCAUGGUCCUCAUUCGACGUCUCCUUCUCGAUGCUCAGUCGAAAUUUCGUAAAAUGGUAGAGGACAAUAAGCAACUAGCAGCACGCAUUGAUGGCUCCAUAUAUGCAGCAAAUCAGGAAGUGAAUGCAUUGAGGGCGGAGUUAGCCGACACGAAUAAACGUCUGUCAGAGCUAGGACCCGGAGCAGUCACGAACGGACCACCAGGGGGAGGGAACAAUGUCAUAGCGAACACAACACCGCCACUCCCAGACAAAGAUCCUCCCCCAAAGUUGAAGUCGAACGACGAAGAGAAUGAGCUGAUCCAGUUACGGGAGGAGAACAGCCGGCUACAGGCAGUGAUUCAGAACAUGACAAGGGAUGCGGAAGGUUCCCAGGUCAAGACUCCACGACAGUCCAACCAGGUGCCUUGUUACGGGGAGCUGAAGCUGGAAUUGAUACAGACAAGGCAGGAGUUGAACCGCGCUAAAGGCGCUCUGCAAGCUAUGAAGGGUGACCGUAAACGUCUGAAGGCAGAAAAGCUGGACCUGCUGAACCAGAUGAAGCAGCUGUAUGGGACGCUUGAGGAUAAGGAGGCAGAGUUACGGGACUUCAUACGCAACUACGAGCAGAGAAUGAAGGAGAGUGACGAGAGUAUAAAACAGCUGGCAGGAGAGAAAGAAGAGUCCGAGCGUGAGAAAUGGGAGAUUAUCAAGCGAGCCCGAGAAGCAGCCGAGAGGUCGGUUAUUCUGAGGUCUCAGCUGGACAUGAAGGUUGAACAUAUCAAGUCCCUUGAGGAGCAACUCUCUGAGGCUAGAGAUGAAGCGUCCAAUCAUAGUCUGAAAAACAGUUUCACCCCAGAGAUGAUGCCCUCCCCUUCAAGUGGUAACACGGCAACCACACCGAGUGAGGACCUCCCACCUUACGAAACCCCACCUCCUUCUGCCUCAUACAAGUCCAAGGAGGACAACUUUGACAGUAAGCAGUUCACUCCUAUAGAAGACAAGAGCACGACGGUAACCCCUUUCUUGAGCCUCCUGAAUUACAGCGCAAACAACAGCGGCACCACCAACCAGGAGGACCACUUAGACCAUAGCGGGGAAUCCAAGAGGAAGAAGCGGAGGAGUUUUGGCUCAUUGUCCAAAGUUUUCAGUAUUGGUCGCACUCGACGUUCUAUUGCCGUUCCUACAAAUUUGGAUUUGGAGGAACAUGACGGCUCUAGUCUAAGGGUCAGUUUACUGAGUGCUCAUAAUUACCAGGAAAAACUGCAGAUAAUUGACCAAUCUAAAGACACUCAUAUGUCCUCCUGGAAAGCCAAUCAGGUGCUAGCAUGGCUGGAGAUUGUUCUCAGCAUGCCUUUAUAUGGAAAACUCUGUGCUGAAAAUGUCAAGAGUGGCAAGGUAUUGUUAGAUCUCAGUGACGCAGAGCUAGGGUCUGCCCUGGGAAUCACAAACAUCUUACACAGACGCAAGUUACGGCUGGCAAUAGAGGAACACAGGGACCCUAGCAGUGUGAAGUGCCCUAAAAUGUCACUGGUGGACCACACCUGGGUGGCUCACCGCUGGUUACCUGACCUCGGCCUCAAACAAUACAUGACUGUCUUCGAGGUGCAGCUGGUGGACGGACGACUGCUCAACAUCAUAACGCGUAAAGACCUGGAGAAAUACCUGGCCAUCCACAGGAAGUUUCACCAGGCCAGUAUUCUGAAUGGAGUGGAGCUGUUACGGAGGGUGGGCUUCGACAAAGAGGUUUUGUCUCAGAGGCGAAGUCAGUGUGAGAGCAAAGACACAGAUCCUCUGGUCUGGACCAAUCAGAGGGUCAUUAAGUGGGUACAGUCCAUUGACCUUGGGGAAUAUGCUGACAACCUCGUGGAUAGUGGUGUUAAUGGUGCUCUUAUGACCCUGGAGCCGUCCUUCAAUGCUGAUGUCAUGGCAACUGCCUUAGGUAUCCCUCCCUCCAAAUCUUAUGUCAGACGCCAUCUCACAUCAGAGUUAGACACUUUGCUUAAACCUGCCAGAGCGGCUCUGGAAACAGGAAGUGGGGAGAAAAAGAAACCAAGUGGAGGGACUCUGGGAAGGUCUUUCACUCGGUCAUUUCGAGGAGGCAGCGCAGACGAGAGCUCCUCUUCAAGGUUUAGUUUUCGGGGGUCAAUAGGCCGUGCAUUUGGACGAAAAGUGAAGGAAGACUCACGGCAUUCCUUUGACCAUGACACUCCAGGGCGGCAAAAACCCACCAUUUCUGGUCCCAUUUCUCCACCAAUCAAAAACAGCUCCUUCUGCUCGGAUAUCAUGCUGUCCGACAACAGUGCAUAGUUUUAUGGCAAUAUCAAGUGCUCAGACAGUUUCGGAAAAAACUUGGCAAUGAUUUUUUACUUCAUUCCAGAGAAAAUUUUUAAAAGAAAAAUGUAAAUAAUGCUGAAGAUGAAUUAAGUGAAUGUGUUGUGUUGGGAUAAACGCUAAGGAGCAUUAUACAUGAUGCUUUCAUUCUAAAAGAUCUCGUUUGUAUAUUAAUUACUCUAUCAGCUGAUGGGAGUGUUGUUGUUUUCUGAAGUAGUCAAGUGUGAGGAAUUUACCUAGUCCAAACUGCUGAAGGCUACAAAUGUAUGUUACAUUGUGUGAUGAGGUGUUCCUCAGUGGUCAACAAAGUUGUAUAAUAAUACAAGACAUAUUCAUGUAUAUGUAGAACUAAUUCAUACUGUGUAACUUUUGAUUGUUACACUUGUAUAAUAAUACAGGACAUAUACAUGUAUAUGUAGAACUAAUUCAUACACUGUAACUUUGGAUUGUUACACUUGAACCAGUACUUGGAUUUCACCAGCACUAUGGCUGUAGUGGUAAAAUGUGUCACAAAGUUACAAAUGACUGUAAUUUAUUUGCAUGUGUAGUGUUGCAACAUUUGCAACAUAUGCAAGACUGUGAUUGUUGCAAAUCUAUUGUCAUCAAACAGUUCGCACAUUUGACACAAAGCACUUUUUGUAUUGAGGUAAUUGAGGCAAGGCCCUUGAAGUUUUACCAGUAUUACAUAAGCUGUCCUGACUUGUGAAUAGGACUUGUUUAUUGUUAAACAAGCUCACAUGCAGACGAUUCAUCGCGUGCAAACGACUCCAUGUGAAAAGCCAGAAUUUAAGGUCUCGCUGCACUUCCAUAC
Liolophura sinensis is the source of this 3711-nucleotide messenger RNA. RefSeq names its product kazrin-like. The transcript is spliced from 15 exons. The coding region runs from base 423 to 2876 and encodes 817 amino acids. The record is from RefSeq and is a predicted model, not a curated record. NCBI's taxonomy places the organism in Eukaryota, Metazoa, Mollusca, Polyplacophora, Chitonida, Chitonidae. Gene Ontology annotation, molecular function: protein binding.